AUGGGCGCAAUCCAGGAGAGGCGACGGAUUGACGCAGACACUACAGCAGAGUACGGCAAGUUUAUGGGAUCUAGAUUGGGUAGCGAGAGGACAGAGAGGGCUGCUGCAGCAGACACCGAGUGCGGUGAAUCGGGUUCGCAAGGGAGUUUCGCAACGGCAGCGGAGAGCAGGAGAUUUGACCUGAAGUCUACGGACGGAAUGAAAAUACCUGGACCACUGCCGGGAUUGUCUGUCGACUGGGAUAUGAAGGAUAAGUGGCUUGAAAAGAACAGUACUAGGCGUAUGCUUAGAUUCAUGAACAGCUUGAGGAAGCUGCAGCAAGUGCCUGAACCAUUAGGAAGAGCGAACUUUACCGGGGAAGAAUUGCGAGAGGCCAACAAAAUCAUCGUGGAUGAUUAUUAG
Paracoccidioides brasiliensis Pb18 is the source of this 402-nucleotide messenger RNA. RefSeq lists its product as uncharacterized. Bases 1 to 402 code for a protein of 133 amino acids. The transcript is spliced from 3 exons. The record is from RefSeq and is a predicted model, not a curated record.